Molecule: messenger RNA, 1803 nt
Organism: Symbiodinium sp. CCMP2592
Lineage: Eukaryota; Dinophyceae; Suessiales; Symbiodiniaceae
Source: the annotation of a GenBank genome assembly
AUGGAUCAUCAGGUAGACCUGCACGGGUCUGCACAGCUUGAAAAUGCCGACGACGGCGACGGCGACGGGGACGGAGAUGCCGAUGCUUUCGGUAACAGCGACUCCUCGAGUGCAUCAUUGCGGCAAAACAUCACGCUCGAAGAGGUCGCAUUUGUGCAGGAAGCUACAAAUCGCACUUCAGUGGCACUGCAAAGUCUGGACGUCCUCGGACACCUGGAGUACGAGCUGCAGGUCGGCGCGGGCCCCAGCGCCAAGAGCAAGGUGGCCUUGGCUCUGAUGGAGCUGACGGUGGUGCCUGGAGUGCUGGGACUCGAUCGAUGCUACAUGGGUCAGUGCGGCCUGGGGAUUGUCAAAGCAGCCACGUUCGGAGGCUUGACGGUCUGGUUCAUCUUCGACUUCUUGGCAGUUGUGAUGACCUGCCUGUCAGGGCACAAGUACAUGAAUGCCUUCGGCAUGAAGGGCAAGUUUAUUGAUAACGAGAUCACCUUUGCAUUCUGGUUGGCGCUGGUGUGGAUAUUGGGCAUGUUCAUGAUAUGCUGCACGCAGUCUGUCUUUCUCACAAAGCUAAGUAUCGUGUCCCAGAUCAUUCAAGUGAAGUGCCGUGUCACUAGCUUUUUCGCUGCUCAGAAGACAACCCGGUUGUUCCGCGGCGACGGCUACGGCCGACGUGGCGACUCGAUAUUCCUGAAGAAGAAACCCCAGAGAAGGCUGGCUGUGAUUGUUGCCCCCAACAUAGCUCCUCACACAUCGCUUGGGCAGGCUUAUCGGAUCUUCGAUGCUCCGAAUGCAUCCUGGAAGGCGCUGCAGUGCUGUGGGAAAGACAAAGCUUUUCUGUGGAGCCAGGACCAGCCCCAGUGGGUGAUGCCGGACGUCCUCAAGUUUGUCUUAGCAGGUUCACCGACGGCGCAGGCGGUCGACUCUGGGCCGGGAUCCUUCGGGCCCAGGCAUGUCCCCACGCAGGAAGCAUCAGAAAAGGAGCAGGGAAAUCCGGUGAUGAAGGCCGCCGAGGAAGCUCGAAAAGCCGCAGCCGAACAGUGUCGCAAGGUAGGGACACCACAUGCGCCGGGUGAUUUGGCAUUUCAGAGGAGCCAAGCUGUGAAGCUGUGUCGCUGCUUUUCUUCUGGACCGCCAUUGCCUGCACUGACACCAGACUUACCCGGACCUGAGGAAGCGAUGCCGAUGCCACAGAACAUCACGAAAGCGCAAGAAGAAGCGCAGCGCUAUGUCGACCAGCACGGCCUGGAUCGCCUGGUGACGAAGCUGAUGAACGGCAUCAUUGCCGAGAAGCCGGAAGAUCCCAAGCUCUACAUGAUCAAGUGGCUUGCUGAGCGAUGCAGCGACGAUCAGCUUGAGAAAGGUGGCCUGGAACGCAAGAGUCACUUGGCAGUCGAUCUAGUUGCACAGAAGCGCGAGUCUGGAUGGGACCGGAAGCAUCCGGUGCUCUUCUCCAGGGACAACGAUCGCCUUCAGGUGAACAUGCGAAGCUAUUUCGAUCGAUGGAAAGAUGUAGAUGACGGCACCCAUGAGAAGGAGCCAACUUGGCGACUUCGUGUUGAGAGAAGGCCGCUGAUAGCGAAGUCGGCCUCGGAGCCGUUCAUGCCAAAGUUCCAGCCACAAGGUGGAAGAUAUGGUCCAUGGAAUCCCGUGGAGGCUCCAGAUUCCUGGACAAUUGCCAUUGAAGCAGACGGCCAUUGCAAGAUCAUGAUGCAGCCGAUAUCAGCGGACUCUGCAGGAAAGAGUCUGAGACCAGACAGCGCUGCCACAUGUCCCAGGGAUUCCCAGGGCUUGCGCAGCUUUUCCUGA